AUGUCUAAGUCGGGAACACUACAUGGCAAGGACGAGACGGAUUGGCGAUGGUGGCAUGAAAGUAUACCUGAGAAAUUACGAGCCCUUGAUUUUGAUGGAUACACCAUCAUCAUUGCUUCAAACCAGGGACGAUUGACAGAGCAAGAUGGCAGGCGUGUCAUAGACAAGCAGCGUUCUCUCAUUAUUGGCGAUUCAGCUGGUCGUGAGUCUGAUUUCUCAGAUUCGGAUGUCCACUGGGCGAUGAAUGCCGGAGUUCCAUUCUACACGCCUGAAGUCUACUUCCUGGGUAAGGCACCGGAACCUCUAGGCCAUAAGUUCAACCCCGAGUGGCAUCUGAAUGGAAAUCCUGAGAAACCAAACGACGCAGACAUGGCUCAAUUUUCACUUGAAUCCAUAGUUGUCCUUGUCGGUCUCCCCGGAGCGGGAAAGACAACGUUCUAUGAUCGGUUUCUUCGAACUCGUGGAUUUGCCAGGCGAGAUGCUCGAUCCUACGAUUGUCGGGAAGCUUUUAUCCUCGCAGUUGAUGAAGCAAUGAGACACGGAAUCGCGAUGAACAAGGAGCAGCGGCCCGUCUACCCGCGGCUACAAUUCCUCGACCUCAUUCCUCGCUUCGAAAAUCCAGUCCUCGGUGAAGGGUUCCACGCUAUUCACGAAGUUCAAUUCAAGUGGAGCGGUACCGAAGCAGAACUGGACAUCUGGAAGAAGUUUUGGUUCUAA
Clonostachys rhizophaga is the source of this 717-nucleotide messenger RNA. Lineage: Eukaryota; Fungi; Ascomycota; Sordariomycetes; Hypocreales; Bionectriaceae. The record is from the annotation of a GenBank genome assembly.